This is a messenger RNA of Anopheles cruzii, 6707 nucleotides long. It is a transcript of the gene DNApol-epsilon255, whose product is annotated as DNA polymerase epsilon catalytic subunit 1. Gene Ontology annotation, biological process: DNA replication proofreading; mitotic cell cycle; base-excision repair, gap-filling. Gene Ontology annotation, molecular function: DNA-directed DNA polymerase activity; DNA binding; zinc ion binding. Lineage: Eukaryota; Metazoa; Arthropoda; Insecta; Diptera; Culicidae. Bases 1 to 6636 code for a protein of 2211 amino acids. Gene Ontology annotation, cellular component: epsilon DNA polymerase complex; nucleus. The transcript is spliced from 3 exons. The record is from RefSeq and is a predicted model, not a curated record.
AUGUAUUCAACUAAUGCAGGAAAAUUUGCUGCCGAAAAGCCCGUCGGCGACGACACAAACGAGAUCGGCUAUCGGCAGUCGCGAGAAAAUGAUCAAAUCGAUCUCAAGUAUGGAUUUGAACGCGUUAAGGAUACACGAGAACGCACCGGAUAUCUAAUCAAUAUGCAUUCUACGGAAAUAUUGAACGAUGAUCGACGGCUUAUGGCAGCACUAGAUAUGUACUUUCUGCAAAUGGAUGGAACACGCUACAAAAUAACCUUGAUUUAUGCACCGUACCUGCUGCUAAUCACUCGCGAAGGCCACUCGUUGGAGUUGGCGAAAUUUUUAAGUAAAAAGUACUCCGGCCAGCUGCUCAACGUCGAGCACCUGCAAAAAGAGGAUCUCGAUCUUCCCAACCAUCUGAGCGGGCUGAAACAAAAUUUGUUAAAGCUUUCCUUCCCCAACACGACCCAGAUGAACCGGGUGAAGCGUGAUCUGAACGUUGCGGUCAAGAAAAAUCGUGAGCGCGAAAAGGCUAACACUUUUUACAUGCAAAUGUUAAGUUCGUCGCUCUCGACCGCCAUCCGCUGGGAGGAGGAUGAGGAGAGCGAGGGAAGGGCACCGAAUCAGAAUGUGGAUUUCUAUGAUUACAUCGUGGACAUGCGCGAACACGACGUACCGUACCAUGUGCGUGUUUCGAUCGAUUUGAACAUCUUCUGUGGCAGUUGGUACACGGUUCGGUGCCGCGGUGGGAUGGGAAGUGACGAGCUGCCAGUCAUCACUCCGCGGCCCGAUAUUCUCGAUCGUCCCGAACCGGUUGUUCUGGCGUUCGAUAUCGAAACGACGAAGCUACCACUCAAGUUCCCCGAUGCUCAGUCCGAUCAGAUCAUGAUGAUCUCGUACAUGAUCGACGGACAGGGCUACCUGAUCACCAACCGGGAGAUCAUAGGCGGCGAUGUGGACGACUUCGAGUACACUCCGAAGCCCGAGUUCGAGGGUAACUUUAUCGUGUUUAACGAACCGAACGAGCUGGGUCUCUUGCAAAAGUUUUUCGACCACAUCCUCGACGUGAAGCCGCACAUCUUUGUCACCUACAACGGAGACUUUUUCGACUGGCCAUUCGUGGAGACGAGGGCCGCCGUGUACGAGUUGGAUAUGCGCCGCGAGAUCGGAUUCGCGAAGGCAAACGCCCGCGACGGUAACUACCUCUGUCGGCCGGCAAUGCACCUCGAUUGUUUGUGUUGGGUAAAGCGUGACUCGUACCUGCCGGUCGGGUCGCAGGGAUUGAAAGCGGUCGCCAAGAGCAAACUGCGCUACGAUCCGGUCGAGCUGGAUCCGGAGGAAAUGUGUCGGAUGGCGGUCGAACAACCACAAGUGCUGGCAAACUAUUCCGUGUCGGAUGCAGUGGCCACGUACUAUCUGUACAUGAAGUAUGUGCACCCGUUCAUCUUUGCCCUGGCCACCAUCAUUCCGCUGGAGCCAGAUGAGAUUCUACGCAAGGGUUCGGGCACACUUUGCGAGUGUCUCUUGAUGAAAGAGGCGUUCAACGUGAAUAUCGUGUUCCCGAACAAGCAGAUCGGUGAGUUGAACAAGCUCAGCAACGAUGGGCACGUACUGGACUCGGAAACCUACGUCGGGGGGCACGUCGAAGCGCUCGAGUCUGGUGUCUUCCGGGCGGACAUAAGCACGCGCUUUCGGCUCGAUCAGGAGAUGAUUCGCCAACUGCAGCAGAACAUCGAUAAGGUAUUGGAACACGCAAUCGUCACCGAGGAGGGCGUUCCGAUGGCCGAUGUAAUCAAUUUCCAGGAGGUGAAGGAUGAAAUCCAAUCGGCGCUGCAGCAACUGCACGAUAUUCCGACACGCUUGGAGCAGCCCGUCAUCUACCAUCUGGACGUGGGAGCCAUGUACCCGAAUAUCAUCCUCACGAACCGGCUGCAACCGUCGUCGAUGGUGAGCGAUGUAGAUUGUGCCGCGUGUGAAUACAACCGACCGGAGGCACGCUGCAAACGCAACAUGGAGUGGCUAUGGCGAGGAGAGAUGUUGCCCGCGAGUCGCAACGAGUUUCAGCGCAUCCAGCAGCAGCUCGAGACGGAGAAGUUUCCUCCCCUGUUCCCGGGCGGAGCGCAGCGCGCCUUCCACGAGCUGUCGCGCGAAGAUCAAGCCGCAUACGAGAAGAAGCGGCUUGCCGACUACUGCCGCAAGGCGUACAAGAAGACCAAGGUGACCCGACUGGAGACGCGCACGUCCACCAUCUGCCAGCGGGAGAACAGUUUCUACGUCGAUACGGUACGAGCGUUUCGCGAUCGACGCUACGAGUACAAGGGAAUGACGAAGGUGGCCAAAGCGGCCGUUACAGCCGCGGUCAAGAGUGGCGAUGCGGGUGAAAUUAAGGCGGCCAAGGGCCGGGAGGUGCUGUACGACUCGCUGCAGCUGGCCCACAAGUGUAUCCUGAACUCGUUCUACGGAUACGUCAUGCGCAAAGGUGCCCGCUGGCAUAGCAUGCCAAUGGCCGGAAUCGUCUGCCUGACCGGAUCGAACAUCAUUACGAAGGCACGCGAAAUCAUCGAGCGUGUUGGACGUCCGCUCGAGCUGGACACCGAUGGGAUUUGGUGCAUCCUGCCGGCGUCGUUCCCGCAGGAGUUCACUAUCCGAACGCGGCACGCCAAGAAACAGACGAUCAACGUGUCGUACCCGAACGCGGUGCUCAAUACGAUGGUGAAAGAUCACUUCACCAACGAUCAGUAUCAUGAGCUCGAGAGAGAGGCCACCGGAACGGAGGCACAGUACUCGAUUCGCAAGGAAAACUCCAUCUUUUUCGAGGUGGACGGCCCGUACCUAGCGAUGGUUCUGCCGGCGGCGAAAGAGGAAGGUAAACGGUUGAAGAAACGUUAUGCCGUGUUCAACUUUGACGGAUCACUCGCCGAGUUGAAGGGAUUCGAAGUGAAACGCCGCGGUGAGCUGCAGCUGAUCAAAAUUUUCCAAUCGUCCGUGUUCGAAGCGUUCCUGCAGGGUUCGACGCUCGAGCAGUGCUACGCGGCCGUGGCCAAGAUUGCCGACUACUGGCUCGACGUGCUGUACAGCAAGGGUCACAACAUGCCCGACAGUGAGCUGUUCGAGCUGAUCUCCGAGAAUCGCUCGAUGUCGCGGAAACUGGAAGAGUACGGACAGCAAAAGUCCACCUCCAUCUCGACCGCGAAACGGUUGGCCGAGUUUCUCGGUGACCAGAUGGUGAAGGAUGCUGGGCUAGCGUGUAAAUUUGUGAUUUCGCGUAAACCCGAGGGUGCCCCCGUCACCGAGCGAGCCAUUCCACUAGCCAUCUUCCAGUCGGAACCAAGCGUUCGGCGGCACUAUUUGCGCCGCUGGCUUAAGGACAGCUCGAUGGGCGACGCGGACAUUCGCGAGGUGCUCGAUUGGGGGUACUAUAUCGAGCGGCUGGGUGGUACGAUCCAAAAGAUCAUCACCAUUCCGGCGGCCCUGCAAGGUCUUAAUAAUCCGGUGCCACGCGUCCAGCAUCCGGAUUGGCUGCAUCGAAAGAUGCUCGAAAAGAACGAUACACUCAAGCAGCGACGUAUCAACGAGAUGUUCACGUUGAGAGUAGAGAAACCUUGCGACUCAGCCCCACUGACCGAUGUGGAGGACUUGGUACAGAAACAAUCGUCCGGAAACGGCCAAACCCCGUCGGUUUCGAACAAACGUCAGCGGGAACGUUCGGUCGAGCAGCCAGCCGAAUCGGAACCAAAGAGUUGGCGCGAAGCACUAGGCGAUCCUCCGUCGCCUGGCAACACCAGUGAGCAGCUGAUCGAGUGGAUACGGUUUCACAAGCGCAAAUGGCGCUGGCAGUUGGACCGACGGAAUCGACUCUAUCGCAGCGACCGUAACAAGCGCAUGCGAACGGACCAACCGUCCGAUGCGUUAGCUUCCACUUCUGCGCGUGCGACCACGCUCGGUGGCUUCUUGCGCAAAACGCAACAAUCGCUGAUCGAGCAAACUUGGCAGAUCUUGCAGGUACUCCCCGUGGACGAUCUGGGCCACUUUAUCGUGUGGGCCGUGGUCGGUGAGGAGCUGCACAAAGUUCGGCUUACGGUGCCGCGCAUUUUCUACGUAAACCAACGGACGCCUGCCCCACCGGAAGCGGGCGCCGAAGGAGAGAAAUCGAUGUGGAAAAAGGUACACCGUGUACUGCCCCGUGCUCGGCCGGUUUACCACCUUUACCAGUACGUCGUGCCGGAGCAGGUGUUCCGCGACAAUCGCCUGGGACUGCUGGCCGAUUUGGCAACGCCCGAUAUCGAGGGUAUCUACGAAACGCAGAUGACGCUGGAAUUCCGUGCACUGGCCGAGCUCGGGUGCCUCUGUGGAGUGCAGCGCUCGGAGGCACGAAAACUGGCCACACUCGCUACGAAAGAUCUUGAUUCGUUCACCAUCCAGCAGCUCGAGAUACGGACGCUUUCCAACAUGAGCACCUAUCUGAAGGGAUCGAUAAGUGGUUCCGGUUCGAGCUUGAGCCUGCGCAAGAUCUUCCUCUACCAGCACGUGUCCCCGACGGGCAAGCGGGAAAUGUGGGGACUUUUUUCACCGGGCAACCGCAAAGCUCUCGUGAUUGUGCUGGACACCGUGCGCACGAACCAGCUGCCGACGGUGAAGAAUCUGUACGCCUCCGAACGGAUCGCCCUUCUGACGGGAGGCACCAGCGAGGAUACGCUUCCGCCCGUGGACAUGACCUUCGAGGUGUUUAUGGAGGUCGACGCAAAGCAAGUUUAUCAGCGCAUCACGCGUGCGCUGGUUGCGUAUCGGGACGAAAAACGGGGACCAACGAUACUGUGCCUGCAGACGGCACUCGGACUGCAAAAGCUGAACCAAUGGCUGCCGGUGUGUCUCGAGUUCCCCGAAGUGCCCAUACACAUUGCCGAUGAUGCGGCCCUGCUUUCCGGGCUCGAUUGGCAGCGACACGGAGCCCGGUCGAUGAUACGCCACUUUCUGAACCUCAAUCGCGUGCUCGAGAUGAUGCUGGACCAGUGUCGCUACUUCCAACUGCCACUCGGUAACAUGCCACCGGACACGGUCCUGUUCGGUGCGGAUCUGUUCUACGCGCGGUUGCUCUUCCGGCACAACUUUGUGCUCUGGUGUUCGUCGGGUCCCCGGCCCGACCUUGGAGGACGGGAAGCGGACGACGGCCGCCUGCUGGCCGAGUUUGAGGACAGCAUUUCGAUCGUACAGAAUCGGCCCGGUCUCUAUCGCACGGUUUGCGUCGAGCUGACGGUGGAAAGUUUGGCCGUUUCGGCAUUGCUGCAAGCGGCCAAAGUGCAAGAACUGGAGGGCACGUCUUCCGCGAUUACAUUCGACACGGUGCCACAAGCGUCCCUGGAGGAGUUGAUCUCCACCAACGGGGCACCGUCGCUUUCGAACUACGACGAAACGGCUCUCUGCGGCCAAGCCUUUCGCGUAAUGCGGCUACUGGUGAACGCGUGGCUACGCGAGGUGUCCAUCAAUCAUAACGUGUUUGCCGACUUUCAAAUCAUCCACUUCUACCGCUGGGUACGAUCGAGCCGUGCCCUUCUGUACGAUCCGGCACUGCGCCGCGCCCUCAACACGCUGAUGCGUAAGAUGUUCCUGCAGAUCGUGGCCGAAUUCCGGCGCAUGAAAGCGGACAUCAUCUACGCCGACUUCAAUCGCAUCGUUAUCGACACCGGCAAACGGACCGCGGCCGACGCGAUCGGUUACACCGAUUAUGUGGUGCAGAACAUUCGUCACCGUGAACUGUUCCACAGCGUGUCGCUUUCCUUCCAGCAGGCCUGGGAGUUUCUGUUGUGGAUCGACCCCACCAAUUACGGCGGAGUGCGAGGCAAUUUGCCGAAGGACGCGACGGAGCUGUCGGAGCAGCAGAGCGAAGAGGAAGAGGAACUGGCGCUCGAGAUGAACUGGAGCCUUUCGGAGCAACUGACCGAGGAGCGAAAGUGCCGCGAGAAUUUCGAAAACUUUAUCGUAGCCUUCAUGCAAGCCAUCGCCGAAGGUGUGACCCCCGCUGGCGCUCUCAAGAAGUUGGCGUGCAUGGCGUACGGAAUGGUACAGAAAAUGCACAACGGAUAUGCCCGCGGAGCCGAUGGGCCGGCGCUUGAGUUUGUGAAAGCAGUCACCCGUGCCCUGCACGUCACCAAGGACACCGAGGAAGAGCUGACGGCGAUGCGGCGCAACAUGCUGCUCCUGAUAGGGGUCGGUGAGUUUAGUGACAAAGCGCACUGGAAGGAGGCGGUCAAAUCGUACGUCCUGCCGGAGGUCAUCUGCCAGGCGUGCAACCACUGUCGCGAUCUGGACCUGUGCAAGGACAGCCACCGGGCGCUGAAGGACGGUCAGCAACCGGUGUGGCUCUGCGCGCAGUGUAACGUCGAUUACGAUAAUGUGGAGAUCGAAAUGCGGCUGCUGGAUGUGGUCCAGCGCAAGCUAAUGUCCUACACGUUGCAGGACCUGCGCUGUACCAAGUGCAAACAAAUUAAGCGCGAAAAUUUGGCCACACACUGUCCCUGCACCGGGGCCUUCGAGAACCUCAUCUCGGCCGCUGAACUGCGCCGUUUGUUGCAGACAUUUCAUACGCUUGCCCAAAACUACCGGAUGCCGGUGCUGGAGGAAACUGUGCAACAUGCACUGCAAAGUGAGAGCUGCUAACAAGCCACAGGGACCCCGCAAUCGAACCGGGCCCUAUUUUCUUUUCAUCUCUAAAUAAACACUAAAACAUG